UCAACGGACGGACGCGCACACACACUCGCCUCUACUGCUGGAACGUAACAGGCGUGCGGCUGUUGGUGUUAUGUUUUGUUUAUAUUAGUUUGCUGGACGAUUGCUUACACAACCGAGUAACGAUCGCCGCGUCCUUGCGCAGGAGGUGUGAAGAGGUUUUGUUCAGUGAAUGUUUCUGAGGGAAAACGCAGCCAAACAAGUGCAGGGAGGACACAGCACAACUUCACUAUGCAUAUUUGACAAAUACUUGGGGGCCAAUCAGGCAUGCCAAUGACGAUGAAGAUGAUGAGCUCUUGCCGUAGUAUCUGAUGGUUUGAUAAUAAUGGACAUUUCCAAUGGCCAGCCCAGCGUCUCCACCUUCGCGACCCCAGCGUCAGAGAAGAGCAGCAGUUCAGAGUCGCUCAGUGAAAAGGGCUCAUCAGAGCUCAAGAGUUUUGAUGCUGUGGUCUUUGAUGUGCUGAAGGUCACGCCAGAGGAAUAUGCAGGUCAGAUCACUCUCAUGGAUGCUCCAGUGUUCAAAGCCAUCCAGCCUGAGGAGCUCUCGAGUUGUGGCUGGAACAAAAAGGAAAAGCACAGUUCAGCUCCAAAUGCUGUAGCAUUCACACGACGCUUCAACCAGGUGAGUUUCUGGGUGGUGAGGGAGAUUCUUCAUGCCCAGACAUUAAAGAUCAGAGCGGAAGUGUUGAGUCUCUACAUCAGAACAGCAAAGAAACUGUGUGACAUUAAUAAUCUCCAUGCGGUGAUGGCGGUGGUCUCUGCAUUACAAAGUGCUCCCAUCUUUAGACUAACUAAGACCUGGGCUCUUUUAAGUCGGAAAGACAAGGCCAUGUUUGAGAGGUUGGAGUAUCUGAUGUCUAAAGAAGACAACUAUAAACGCUUGAGAGAAUAUAUCAGCAGCCAGAGCAUGACGUCCUGCAUCCCAUAUCUGGGUAUAUAUCUAUCUGACCUGACCUACAUUGAUUCGGCGUAUCCCUCCACUGGCAGCAUUCUAGAAAACGAGCAGCGCUCAAACCUUAUAAACAAUAUUCUGAGAAUCAUCUCAGAUCUGCAGAGAUCCUGUGAAUACGAUAUCCAAGUAUUGCCGCAUGUCCAGAAGUAUCUUAAUUCUGUUCGCUAUAUUGAGGAGCUACAGAAGUUUGUUGAGGAUGACAAUUAUAAGUUGUCCCUAAAGAUUGAGCCAUCAGCUACCAGCACACCUCGCACCAAUGCAUCUAAAGAAGAUCUCACGGGUCCAGACAAUUCCGCAUCCCCGUUAUGUGGACGUCGAGGAAAUUUUUCCGAAGUCCCGCCCACCCCACCCUCGCCCCGAAACCUCAUCACCUACGGACACAGAAAGUGUCAUAGCCUUGGCUACAAUUUUAUUCACAAAACAAGCACGGCAGAGUUUAAAAGUGCAACGUUCCCCAACGCUGGAUCCAGACAUCUGCUUGAUGACAGUGUGCUGGAAAGCCACACACCCACACGAGGGCAUGCGGAGAGCUCAACACUGUCGAGUGGCAUUUCACUGGGAAGCAGUGAAGGGUCAGAGCUCAGUGAAGAGAUGUCUUGGCCUGCUUUUGAGAGGACUCGACUCUAUCACUCUCUGGGUCCUGUCAGCCGAGUGGGCCGCAUGUCCUGCAGAGGAUCGCUCAGGCCCAGCAGUUCUGCUGAGUCGGAGGAGCUAGCCGUGCAUCUGUACCCAGGGGCCGUCACAGUUCAGGGCGUCCUGCGCAGGAAAACUGUCCUCAAGGAGGGCAAGAAGCCAACGGUGGCAGCGUGGACUAAGUAUUGGGUGGCUCUUUGUGGUAAUCAUCUUUACUACUAUACAGCUAAGUCCCUCAAAGCCACAGAAAGAAAGCAUUUUAAGUCAAGUGCCAGCAAAACGGUUCCUGUUGUGGGCUUGAUGGCCAUGAUGGCAGAUGACCUGGAGCAUCCCGAUGUCUUCAUGCUGACAGACUCUGAGCACGGAAACUCAUAUAAGUUCCAGGCAGGGAGCAGAAUGAACGCUUUACUAUGGUUCAAACAUUUAAGUGCGGCAUGUCAAAGCAACAGGCAACAGGUCCCUGCGAAUCUAAUGUCCUUUGAAUGAAUGAGACCAGGACGCAUCAAAAACAUUGGGAGCUUAUGAACGACUGGAUGAGUAGAGAGCAGAGGAAUACAAGGAUUACCGGGAGGGAGGGGGGCAAAGAGGCCGGAGAUAAAUUAAAAAGCUAAAGACUCCAGUGUUUCGUGUGUUGGAGCUUUUCCACUGCCAUCACCCAGCCUGAGCCCCACAGCAAGCUCUCUUGCACCACUGCCUUAACAAGCAGAGUGUGUCUGUGUCUGUGUGUUUGUGCGCGUGUGUGUGUGUGCGUGUUUUUGUGUGAAAGAGAUGGAUUUCCCCAGCAGCAAUGUUGUCUCCUCCACUGGCAUCUAAAUCUGAAAUGAACCUGAUUUCUUUGUUUUUUAUUUACACAUCCUCCGUCGUCCAAAGUGAGGAACUCUGGAAAGCAUUCCUGAAUGCAUGAGCACCUCAGUCUUGGACUCUUCACAGACUUCUGGAGUUUGUUUACCCAACCUUUACAUUAUCAUGGCUUGCUGCUGUUAUUCUUUUUUAUUUGAUUGUUAAAAAAAUAUGAUCAAUACUUCCUACCCCAGAAUCACCCACAACAACUUGGAAAUAUCUUUCUCUGGAUGACCAACCCUUACAUGCAGACACAAAAUCACACAAUCGUCGGCUAAUUGUCUUUUCGCAUGCUUGAGUUAGACUUAUGUGAGAGUGACGCAAGAUUCUUCACAAGCAGGUUUAACUGCGGAAAAUGAAAGUCCCUCGCUUAUUACCAGAAAGGGUUCAGAUUUUAGGUUGAUUCCAGAUGAAACGAAUCCGCAUUCUUUGACAACUUCAGUAAUCUUGUUCAGUUUCUAUAACCUUUUUAUCUAAUUUUAUUACAAGGCAUCUAAAAUUGUAACUGUUGAAGAAGAGAUAAAGAAGUCAAUUGGAACCAUGAGAUGUUGAAAGAUACACUCCCGGGUACUAUUUAUGAAUGUCACAAUAACAUGUUAUGAUAUUCAUGGGAAGAGCAAAACACGUUCAACUGAAAAGUACACUUGUUUACCCGAGUUCAAACUCAAAGUCAACAAAACUCUUUCUUCACACUUUUACAGUCACUUGAAAGCUGUGAAUGUCAGUGGGCGCGGCAGUCAGUAGGUUUACAUCUCCAAACAUGUAUUUGGUCCCAUUUAUAAUUUUAUGUUUUUUUUCAGUCUACCAAUGCUUUUUCAUUUGAAAUUGUGGGAGCAGGGGUGGCGUGUUAACAGUUAGAAGUUAACUUUUGUUAUGUAUUUUCUUUUUAAUGUUUUUUCCUUUUGCUUUUACUGUGGUUUGCUAAUUUUAUGUUAUUUUAUUUCAGUAUUACUGGGAUAGUUGCACAUGUCUAGAUUAUUUUAAAAGUCUGUUACGUAAACAUGUUACAUUAUUUUGUCUCGUCAAGAAACGCCACAACUCGGCACGGCUUCAACAGUAUGGACAUUUUCUUUUUUGUUGAGCAAUUCUUGUUUUAUCUUUCGAGAGAACAGCUGACGGGAGGUUUGAUAUUUGUUUGCGUUUGGCUGGCACAACCCAGUUUGUGUGCAUAUAUAUGUUUGCUCUUUCUAUAUCAAUUUUUGGGAGAGGAACAAAUAAAUAGCAUCACUGUUUUGCAGAAGCGUUUCAUCUGAAGGCCAGGAUGCAUCGGGAUGUUAAUUUAGAGGGGUCCAUCUUUAUAGUUAUUUUUCAAGAAUAUUCCAAAUCUAUUUUCUUGGGAUUUCAUGGACCUGUGCGUGAUUCCAAGCUUGUCUCCCCGUUGUGUGGAACAUCUCACUGGGGUUCAAAGUCUUGUGUCCCGCAAACUUUAAGAAGGAAAUGUCUUCGCUUCAUCGUUUUUUACACUUGCCAUUUAUAUAUCAUAGAACAAGACUAGGGCUUUAAAUCAGAAUCAGAUCAGCUUUUUUUUAACUUUGAUCACAGAUUAUCAGCAUGUCAAUUUUUUCCUUAUUUUCAGUGUUUCGGCACGGGACACGAGGGGUUAAAAUUAGAAAAUGUGGAGAGGAAUGAAAAACUGUGUGUGUUUUGUUGCUCAUAUUCCUAAAAGAAUAUUUUUGUGAUGGCACUUUUUAAUAAGGUGUCUCUCAUAGGAAAGAUUAUAGGGCAUGAUUUUAUUUGAUAUAUGACAUGCACAACACAGGCAAUACUUAAACAUUUAUGGAAUGCUGUUUGUGGGCGUUUAAGUAAUCUGAGGUAGUUUUUGUUUACAUACAUUUGUACUGAGCUUUUAAUGUCAGGUGUUAGAACUUGGGGUUUUGACUAAAGCUUUGAAGAUCUGGAUUCUUGGACUAAGUUUCCAAGGUUCAUAGCAAAGUAAAAGUGACUCAGAUCGAGAUGCUUUUACUUGAAAGUCUGUCAUGUUGGAUAAACGUUUACAUGGUCCAUGGAAAGUGGAAGAAUUUGUGAUUGAAACUUUGAUGUACUUCUUCCCCGAAAACUGAUUUGUCAUAUCUGAGCAGUCAUGGGGGCACAUUCAUGGAAAUUGCAUCUAGUUUAUUUAUAAAGCCGAAUGACCCAUGUGGUCACACACAGGAGGAUUAAAAUAGAAGGUUCUAGAAAUGAGGAAUACUUUAUUACAUGACAAAAGAGGGUUGCUGGUAGAGUGCCUGUAUGCUCAUACACGUCACAUCUCAUACACUUUAGUGAUAUAAUUUGACAAGUCCUCUACCUUUUCACAGGGAUUUGGACAAAGUUAAUAACAAUGCUAGACACUUGAAGAGCUCUAAUCUUUCUCUACUGAAGCUUUCUCUCUCCAAAACAUUCAUUAAACAUGACAGGUGAUGUUAAAGAAUGGUUAGAGGGAGAAACUUUGUAUGGACAAUAAUCUGAUCAGAUAUUUUUCAGUUUACCAUUUUUCACACUACAUCGUGCAUUCUCUCUUCAAUAGUAAUAAUUUUAAUAAACUGCGCUUACAUUUGUUCAUAGUUUUUUUUAUUGGUAUAACCAGUUUUGGGAGGUGGAGGUUUGAACUGGGACAGGUUAAUGCUGUUUUGUCUUUUUUUUGUGAAGUUCACUGUAUCUCCAACUUCCUAUAACCAUGUCAUUUUACUCUCUGUAUCUGUGCAAUGCAUAUGAUAUCAUACACAUACAAGUACAUACACCUGUGAUGUUAAUUUAUGGACUUCUGAUCCUACCUGCCGUUUUUGUUCUAAACUCCACUGCAUCACUUGUGUAUGUGAUGAUGUAUAACAAAGAACUGAUACUGUUUCGUAAUUAGACUAAGAAAUGAAUUUCCUUGUGUGUGCGUGAGUGUGUCUCUGUGCCAUCCUGUAUCACCUGCUCCUACUCACUUUAUAUCUCUGUGUCUGACCCCGUGACCUCAGGGGCCGAUGGCCCAGAGUAGCGCUAUGACCUUUGACCUAAGAGAUGUGCUCCUGGGUCCUAGAUAGGCCAAAACAAACUAAUAAAAACCUUUGGUUGUAUGUUUUUUAA
Triplophysa dalaica is the source of this 5473-nucleotide messenger RNA. It is a transcript of the gene ralgps2, whose product is annotated as Ral GEF with PH domain and SH3 binding motif 2. NCBI's taxonomy places the organism in Eukaryota, Metazoa, Chordata, Actinopteri, Cypriniformes, Nemacheilidae. Gene Ontology annotation, molecular function: guanyl-nucleotide exchange factor activity. The record is from RefSeq and is a predicted model, not a curated record. Gene Ontology annotation, cellular component: plasma membrane. Gene Ontology annotation, biological process: Ras protein signal transduction; positive regulation of GTPase activity. The transcript has 21 exons. Bases 323 to 2068 code for a protein of 581 amino acids.